This is a messenger RNA of Notodromas monacha, 542 nucleotides long. The record is from the annotation of a GenBank genome assembly. NCBI's taxonomy places the organism in Eukaryota, Metazoa, Arthropoda, Ostracoda, Podocopida, Cyprididae.
UCCCUGUGAGACUGAAUAGUGUAGCAGAGGUUGACAAGUUCCUGUCUGAUGCUCACAUGGUUGAUGUUGGAGUUGAAUCUGCAGUGGUUCUCUCAUAUCCUCAGCUCUAUUCAGCUGACAGGGAAUCAUUCAACUUUCUUGAUGAUCUCUAUGGAAAAGUGCCUGUGGCAAUUUGCUGCAACUCCAGUGCCAGGCAUGAGGAAUUCUAUGCAAAAUAUGGGAGGUCACUUGGCCUGAUGCAUUCCAGGAAGGAACCAUGGGCAGUCAUUGCCCACUCUGCAGACACAUACAUGGACCACAUGGAAAAGGCCUCUGUUUUACCACCAAAGAAUGCUGCUGCUAGCUUCUUACAAGACCAAACUUUGCCAAUAUUUGGGGAACUUAAUGCUGAAACUCUCCCAAGAUACUACAAAAGCCAGGCUGACCUUGUGAUGCUAUUUGGGACAGAACCACAGAGAAGAGUGUCUGGAAGAACCCUGGCAGACAUGGCUUUGAGAUCAAAGGACAGAAGUGUUAAAUAUAUUUGGGUAAACAGGCAAGUA